Messenger RNA from Lactuca saligna, 1421 nucleotides. The record is from the annotation of a GenBank genome assembly. Lineage: Eukaryota; Viridiplantae; Streptophyta; Magnoliopsida; Asterales; Asteraceae.
AUGAGACCGACGACUUCCGACAAAGCACCACCAUCACAGAUCCGCUCAAUCACCUUCUCAUAUCUUCUGCAACUACGCCAGCGACCACACACCUAUAAAUCGGGUCUGAAUGGGUGGGAUGAAGUGAGGGGUGCGGUGGUGCUCCAUUUUCCGGUGAGGGGUGGCGGUGGUGAUUCAUUUUCCGGUGGUGGUGUAGAUUACCAGUGGUGGUCAGGAAAGAGAACUUCGCACGCCAUACCGAUCCUCUUCAUCGUCGCCUUUCUUGUGCUUCUCCUGCAGUUACCUGUAGUGGGAGAAACAUCUUGCAAAGAACAAAAGGGAUCUACUGAGAAUUUUGAAGAUGCUGGUGAUUUAUACGAAAAAGCUGCCAAUUCUUACAAGCUUGCCAAAUCAUGGGACCAAGCUGGUUCUGUAUAUGUCAAGCUGGCUGAGUGUCAUCUGAAAAUGGAUAGCAAACAUGAAGCUGCUAGUGCUUAUGCUGAUGCAGCUCACUCAUACAAGAAAACAAGCACCAAGGAGUGCAUAGCUAACCUAGAGCAAGCAUUAAACAUUUUCAUGGAAAUUGGAAGACUCAGCAUGGCUGCCAGAUAUUGCAAGGAAAUUGCCGAGUUAUACGAACAGGAGCAAAAUUUGGAGCAAGCUAUUGCUUACUAUGAUAAAGCAUCUGAUCUUUUCCAAGGUGAAGAAGUAACAACUUCUGCAAACCAAUGCAAGCAGAAAAUCGCACAAUUUUCAGCUCAAUUGGAACAAUAUCAGAAAGCUAUAGAGAUAUAUGAAGAGAUAGCAAAACAGUCUCUGAAUAAUAACUUGCUAAAAUAUGGAGUUAGAGGGCAUUUAUUAAAUGCUGGGAUUUGCCAACUCUGUAAAGGUGAUGUUGUUGCAAUCACAAAUGCAUUGGAUCGUUAUCAGGAACUUGAUCCCACAUUUUCAGGAACACGUGAAUGCAAAUUGCUUGCAGAUUUAGCUGCAGCUGUGGAUGAAGAAGAUGUUGAAAAGUUUACUGAUGCAGUGAAGGAAUUUGACAGCAUGACUAAGCUGGAUGAAUGGAAGACGACACUUUUGCUGAGAGUGAAAUUGUUGUUGAAGGCAAAAGAGGAGGAGGAUGAUGAUGAUCUUACUUGAGAGUUCAGAAAUUGAUUUGUUCUUUUUGUGGUGAUGUUUUUCACUUUUUCUUUCUAAUGGUGGUAUUUAUUUGUGCGUGUUAUUAUUCUCUAUAAAGUGUAUGUAAUUGUAACUCGAUUUGAGGGACUAUAUCCGCAUUGUGGUAUGUUUUUUUAACAAUCAUCUACAACCCGAAUAUUUAGAUAUAUUUUUGUGAUUUCAUGAGUGAGUUGUAGAUUUUCUAUAAUAACAUGAUCCAUUGCUGCCCUUUAUUGUAGUUAGAGAGAUGGAUGAAACAGUCUGAAACUGAUCCUGGUCCU